Molecule: messenger RNA, 2984 nt
Organism: Seriola aureovittata
Lineage: Eukaryota; Metazoa; Chordata; Actinopteri; Carangiformes; Carangidae
Product: mitochondrial amidoxime-reducing component 1-like
Exons: 7
Coding region: 375-1328 (317 amino acids)
Biological process (GO): nitrate metabolic process
Cellular component (GO): mitochondrial inner membrane
Molecular function (GO): pyridoxal phosphate binding; molybdopterin cofactor binding; molybdenum ion binding
Source: RefSeq, a predicted model, not a curated record
UGAUUUUAUUGGUAUUCCAGAAUACUGUGAGCACAACUACACAGAGCGGGUCUGGGACAAUGACUGGGACAGGUCUACAGUUGAGGAAAAGGGUUAUGUAACAGAGUCCCUAAACCCAUCCCUUUAAAAAAGGCCCAAAGGCUUCCAGUUUUCUUUAACCAAUCAGACCUGACCUAAUAUUUUUUCCCCACACCCAGACAGAUAUUUUUGCCGCCACUAUCAUCUCACCUGCAGGAUAAUGAGCCAGCAGUUAUGUCAUGCAUUACAAUAGAGGCAUGAUGCAACUUGAAGUGGGCGUAACUCCAAAAGUGACAAUAAAUCCAAUGUCUCUAUAAUAAAGGUUCAGUGUUCAAGAAAGUGUGCGGGCUUCCAAAAUGGACAAGAAAGCGGCUCUUCUGAUUGGCGGAGCCGGGGUCGCUGUUCUGGGACUCGGGCUCGGAUAUAAAUACCUGCGAAAGCCAGAAAAAGUUGUGCGUGUCGGCGUAGUGUCGCAGCUCCUCAUUCACCCUCUCAAAUCCGGCAGAGCUUUGUCUGUGGCUCUCGUAGAGUGUCAGAAAAUCGGUUUGAAGUUUGGGGAGAUGCAGGAUCGACACUGGCUGGUGGCGACAGAGGACGGUCACAUGGUGACGGGCAGACAUGAGCCCCGGCUGGUGCUGGUGUCUCUGACCUGCGAGGGAGGUCAGGUUUGUUUGAACGGACCAAAUAUGGAGGAGCUGAGGUUCCCCGCAGAACACCCCAACAACCCCGUCAUUGACUGCAGAGUGUUUCGCGCUGACAUUCAGGGCCGGGACUGUGGCGAGGAAGCGUCUCAGUGGCUCACUCGCUAUCUGGGGGCAGAGAAAACCUUCCGCCUGGUGCACUUUGAACCCCAGAUGAGGGCCAGGAGACCCGUGGAGAAGGAGCCUCUCUUCCCACAGUACGAGCAAGUGGCGUACACAGAUGUCGCACCUGUGAUGCUGCUGUCGGAGGCCUCCGUUAAGGACCUCAGCGGCAGGUUAGGGAAGGACGUAACUGUGGACCGUUUUCGCCCAAACAUUGUGGUUGGUGACUGUGAGGCAUUCGAUGAGGAUUUGUGGGAAGAGAUCCAGAUUGGCAGCGUGCGACUGCAGCGUAUAUUGUCGUGUGGAAGGUGUAUGUUCACCACAGUUGACCCUGAAACUGGAAUCAUGAACAGAAAAGAGCCUUUGGAAACACUGAAAAGCUAUCGUCUGUGUAAACCGUCCGAGAAGCACAUCUACAAGACGUCGCCGCUGUUCGGACAGCUGCACACCGUGAAGAAGACCGGGAUCCUGCAGGUCGGCGACGUGGUGUACAAGAUCAGCCGCUGAUAGAGGGAGUCGGAGAGGGUAAAACAUGGUGUCAAAACAUUCAGUCGCUUCUCUGAAGGACGGAGAAAGUCGCUGUAUAAUCACUGUGUUAACCCACAUUAAAGAAAGCCCUUACAUAGAUGUACUACGCACAAAUAAUGAAGAAAAAAAGUACAAAUAUGUAACAGUUGUAUUAAGUUUAAAAUACAUCAAUAAUCAAGUUGUUUUUUUUAUUACUAUAAUACUAAUGGAAUCUGAAUUAAACACAUUUCUAGUCACAUUUCUGGUCAUUAAAUCCUAAUAGUACACGAUGCCAUUAAUGAGAGAAAUGAAAAGGCUCCAGUUUUUGCAAUAAAAUACAGACUGUGCAAUUAUUCAUCAGAUAAACAGGACAGAGAAACAACAACAACCUCUGGGAUUAAAAAUCUGUUUGAAUCUGAUAAUCUGUUUAAUUAUAAACAUCCCCCCAUUUAAUGCUCUUAACAUUUUAAUGUCUUAUUUUAAGGCAUGUGUUUAUUUAAAAAAAGAACAAGCCUAAUUUCAAAUUUUUUUUUAAAAACAUUCUUAAACAUUCUCAAUUAUAUUUGAUAUAUUUUUUAGUUUUUCUCAUAGUGGUAUUUUGGAUAUUGGUUGUAUUUGAGAUGUUAAUGAAAAACUGCUCAGUGUGUUUCAGUUUGGGAUCCAUGCUGUGAAUGUUUAAAGCCGCUGUAUAAAAACAGAGCUGAGCCUGUUCUGUGUCACCUGUCAAGGUCAAUAUUUCCCAGCUUCCCUGUUCUCAUGUGUUUGAUGCUUUAAUUUAGGAAAAACUUCCAAAGUUUCCCCAGCAGCAUGUCAGUGGGUCGGGGACAAACAUGCUGAAGCUUCUGAUGGAAACAAAGAUCAAACCUGUGACCUUUCAGUUAAUGGGGGAAAAACCUGUGCAGCCCGUCAGUGUGGAAGAUUGAUGAACUAACAGGUGGAGGUCUUUUACAUCCAAAUAUUCUUACAUUACCUUGAGUGUGAGCAGUUGCAGCAGUGGUGGCGCCUGUGACACUCAACAGUAGUUACACAGCACGGCCAGCAGGGAGCAGCAGCCUUUUCUUCUCCACAGUUAGAGCCUGAAGAUGUUUCUGGAUAUUUGUUUAACAACCAGUAAAUUUGUGUUGCAGUGGGGGAAAAAAACCUCUUUGCAGCAGUGACAACUCAGCAUGGUGAUCAUCUGGUUUAUUUCGAACUGAUGUAUGAACAUAAAUGAUGGUGGAGCUUGAUUUGUUUUAUAUAUUUCUAGAAUCAUCCAUUCAAAUGCAGCAGCGUGUUUCUUUUUAAUGAUUCCAGCACUAUAUCCAUUCAUCCAUGAGGCUUAUUUGGUUUUCUUACAUCAUGUGCAACAAGUUUAGCAACUCACUUUGUGAUUUAAUGGCAGUUUAUGUGUUAAGAGGAAGAGAUUCACUGUCAUAACACAUGUUGAUUAAUGAGCUUUACUGGUACUGAUAAAUACCAGUAAACUCUUGGCAAGAAAGUAAAAAAACAUGUUGCCUGGGAUUGUCCUCACCGCGGUAAGGAAGAAAGAAAAGGACGUUCAAUAACAGCAGAGAAGCAAUGGUUAGAAUACAUAUAAUAAAUAUUCCUUUCCUUUUAUGGCCCAAAGUGUUUGUAAUUUCAGUAGUUCACAGUAUAAAUAAAGUAAAAACAACAGUC